Porites evermanni is the source of this 1104-nucleotide messenger RNA. The record is from the annotation of a GenBank genome assembly. Lineage: Eukaryota; Metazoa; Cnidaria; Anthozoa; Scleractinia; Poritidae.
GAAUCCAAGUGGAGAAGAUGCAAGAACCUUAUAUCUGGAGAGGAAAAAAUCAAUGAAACGAAUCAAAUCUCAUCGAAUGACUCAGAAAUUCUGAGUAUCUACAGGCCUGAUCAAGAUUGCCCGUGCGUUUUACAAACUCGUUUUGUUCAUCCUCCUGUGUCAAAAGAAGAAGGGGAGCUUCCGAUCGCUUUUAGUCUCACUGUUUAUAAAGGUUCACGUCUGCUCGACCGAAUUCUACGAGCCAUUUACAUGCCAAACAAUGUCUACUGCAUCCACAUCGACAAGAAAUCCUCAGAGGUCUUCCGUAAAGCAAUUCAGGCCAUUAUACGUUGCCUUCCAAACGUUUUCAUCGCAGCAAACAGUGUUGACGUCAUAUGGGGACAUAUUUCUGUAGUUAAAGCUCAAUUUAGUUGCAUGGAAGAGCUUUUGAAAUCACAAGUUAAAUGGAAAUAUUACAUAAGUUUAGUUGGACAGGAUUUUCCGCUUUAUGAUAACAAGCAGAUUGUAAAAGCAUUACAAAGUUUAAACAAUACCAACAACAUAGAAAGUUAUCCAAUGGCCAAACGUGAAUUAUCCCGAAUGAAGGCUGUUUUCAUAUUAAAAGAAAACCACCGGAUCUACAGAACAAAAAAGCCAAAAGGGCCGCCACCACACAAUAUUACAUUCUGUAAAGGAUCAACACAUAUUAUUGCUAUAAGAGAAUUCGUCGAGUUUGUUCUUCAUGGUCAAAUAGGAAAAGACCUCUAUGAAUUCUUAAAAGAUUCUGGUAUACCGGAUGAAACGAUAUAUUCAUCUUUACAAAGACAUCCAGGAGUUCCAGGCGCAAUCAACGGAAAUCAACCAACAUGGAUAGCCCGGGCCAUGUUACAGUAUUGGAGUAAGAAGAAAACCAGGGGCAUUUGUAGUGGGAAAUGGGUGCGACUUCUUUGUUGGAUUACCUUCCAAGAUUUAAGCUGGGCGCUUGGAGAAGAAAACAAAGACAAACUUUUUGUUCAUAAGAUUCCAUUUAACUUUAACGAGGAAUUAAUAGAAUGCAUUCUCUUGGCAAGGCAAGGAAGGAAGUACGACACUGCAAUGUGGAAUACAAAUAGUACAGACCUUUAG